This is a messenger RNA of Canis lupus familiaris (dog), 9485 nucleotides long. RefSeq names its product ITPR interacting domain containing 1 (gene ITPRID1). The record is from RefSeq and is a predicted model, not a curated record. Gene Ontology annotation, molecular function: signaling receptor binding. NCBI's taxonomy places the organism in Eukaryota, Metazoa, Chordata, Mammalia, Carnivora, Canidae.
GCAAAGGUAAGACUGUUUGUCAAGAACUUUUCUUUGUGCCUCAGCAUCCUGAUGACUAAAAGAAGUGACACAGAAAGCCUGCUUGCUCUUUCCCUUUUCCUAUUUUUUGCCGAAUCUCUUACAAUGGCAGAGAGGUCUCGUGGUUCUGGCAACUCCCAAGGAGGCCGAGGAAAGAGCAAGAGAGAGAUCCUGAGGUCCACCAAGAGGGCCUGGGCUCCCCUGGAUGAGCAGCUGCUCCCGGGCCCCAAGGAGGACAGCCGGAGACUCACCAUUCCUCUGCUCGAAGAAUCCAAACAAGCCAGUAUUCAGCAGUGGCUGGACUCUGGAUUCUUGGUAAAUGAAAACUUUCAGCAAGUCAUCGACCACACUGUUUCUUUGCAUGAACAAGGAAUGGUACACAUAACUGUGAAGGACUACCUGAGAUCUCUGCAUCCGUUUUCAGAAACUCCCACCCUGUCCAGAGGGACCAGUUUCAACUCUUGCCACUCUGCUGCAAGUAUACCACAAAGCAUUCCUGAAUGGCUGGAAUUUUGGGAAAAAGAUCCAGUGGAGAUUCUCUUGGAUCUGGGGUUUGGUGUGGAUGAGCCAGACAUCUGCACACAGAUCCCAGCCAGAUUCCUGGGUUGUAGCUCAGCAGCCAGAGGAAUCAACAUCCGGGUUUUUCUUGAAGCUCAAAAGCAACGAAUGAACAUUGAGAACCCUGACUUGUAUGGACGUUUCCAACAACUGGAGAUCCUGGACCAUGUAACCAAUGCCUUCUCAUCCUUGAUGAAUAAUGUUAACAUCCUGCAGAACAAAGCUGAAGAGAAAGAUGGAGGGGAAAAUGUGCAAAGAACCUCAGUGAGUGAAGCCAAAGAACAUCGAAGAAGAAUGGGUGAGCUUUUCAGUAGAGCUUCAAAGCAGAGCAUUAGGAGAGAUUGCAGCCCAGAAGCGUCUGAAUCAUUGAAGAUGAGGGGCAAAUGUUCCAUCACCUCUGCAAAAUCAGGAGAGUUCGGAGCAGAGUUAACAGUUGUGACAAACGACCAGGACCAAAGUCCUUUGUCUCCUCCAGCAGAGCACUCCUCUCUCCAAACCUGUGAUGAUUUGGUACCUUGUCAUUCUCCCCAAGCUCUUCUGAGCAAGCAAUGGCCCCGCUCAUCCACACUGGCCAAGAGGGCUCCUCCUUCCUGUAUGUUGGAGGGGUCAGUCAAGGAUAGAACUCAAAAGGUGAACUCUCUUCAAACUACCAAGCUCAAGAGCUUGUCUCGUCUUGCAGGCAAAGCACUGGACUCCUUUGAAAUGGAAGAGGUCCAGAGCUUUGAUGAAGAGACUGGUAAUCCUCUUGACAUGAUGUCGGGAAUUGCAGGUGCCACAGUGAACCGAGAAAACAGCUGCCAGUCUGACAGCAGUGGGUUCCUGGAUGAACCACUGGAGCCCCUGCCCCUGCAGUUGCCUUCCUUGCCAAGCAGCCAGAAUCCUGCUGAGAAUGGAUGUAGAAAGCCAAGGGAUCAGAGCCAGUGCUUGGUGUCACCCCAGUACUGCCAGCAAGAGUCAGAUGAAUCUGAUUCCAAGAGUACGGUGAGCGCUUCCUUUUCAAAACAAGACUGGAGUAUCUGGGAGGAAAAGGCCUCAAUAUCCAUGGUAGAGAAAGAGUCUCAGUUUGAGGAUAUGGAGAAGCCACAAGAGCCAUUGGCCCCAGAUACAGCCCUUGACAAAACCAGCAGACGGGGAGAACACCCAAGGAAAGACAGCCGUCUGAGGCAGUACCUACCCAUGCCCCAAACUGAAUAUGAGGCCAUCAUGGGCACAGUUACCUCCAGAUAUGACUGUCCUCUGGGGUUUAUGGUGACCCACAUCACAGAAGUGAAGGAUGGGUUUCUGAAGCUUGAGGGGCCUGGAGAAGCAUACAUGCAAAGCCACCACCACAAGUCCCAAAGAUCACCUGGAAUUGAUCCUGCUCAAAAGUGCCGUCAUGAUGACUCUGAGGACCCAAGAGGAGCAGAAAGCAACAAAACCUAUACUGACACCAACAACAUCUCACUGAUAGGAGAAAGCCCACCACAGGACAUCUCCAAGCCCAGUAAUGUCCUGUCCUAUACAGUUGACAAUAUUCAAACAUCUGAAAAGUCCAUUCUCCACCUAGAUACUCAGCAAGCAAAGCCAGUGUGUCCUGCUUUGGGUCAAGUACCACAUAGAGCAGAAUCUGAGAUGGAAAAGCUUCCUCCAAAUGCUGACUCAAACACUGUUGGUUCCAGGUCUGUGACAAUCCAGAUGUCCUCCAAUCUGGCAUCGGCUGCUCAGAAUGCUGUGGCUUUGGGGGCUGAUUCUAAAGGAAUGACUUUAGAAUGCACUAUGGGUGACCCUGUUCCCACCACAGAACCAAGACUGGAGACAAGAUCAAGAGAGUGCCGUGAUGUUUCUGUUCAGGCCAAUAUAUGUGAGCCUAGGCCCUGGCAUUGCUGUUCAGCUCCAAGUAACAAGGCCCAGUACCUCACCAAAUCUGUCUCUCUAGACACAGCAGCCAUUUGUCACACUGUACCUGCCCACUGCUGUGUCUGCUGUCAUCACCAUCCCCACUGCCACUCAGAGGGGCAGAGCCCCAGCUCUGUGCUCUCAGCCUGUAGGCACUGCCCAUGCUCAGAUGAUCAUCUGGAAGCCCAGUUCAUUAAGACGUUGAACAUCCUUCAGGACACUACAGUGAAGGAGCUGUGUUCUUGCACGGUCCACGAGAUGGAAGCGAUGAAGGCGGUGUGCCAGAGUUUCCGGGAGCAUUUAGAGGAAAUUGAACAGCAUCUUACAGGACAGCAGGCGCUCCUUUGCAGGGACAUGUCAGAGGAGGAAAGGGAAGAGGCGGCACACCUGCAGACCCUCCGCCGGGCCCUGCGGCAGCAGGUGGAGGAGCUUGAGUUUCAGUUGGGAGACCGGGCUCAGCAAAUCAAAGACGAGAUACUAUCGCAGCUUGAGCUUCUCACCGAGGAGCAACCUGAACACUAUACAAACCUGCAUGACUGUAACUGGACAGAAGAAAAGAAUGGCCACACUUCGUGUGCUAAAAUCCACCGGGCCCUGGGCCUCCGGGUUGCCUUGCCUCCCCGUGAUGGCCGGCAGGCUGCCAGCUCCAGUGUGACCCAUCUGGCUGCCUUUUCUCCACCCACCUUGGAGAGCAGCCCCAAGAUGUCUCCUUCAGCUCGAGCAGAGUCAGGUCCAGCCCCUCUGUCAAACUGUCCUACUGGAGAAAAGGGUACAAACAUCUUCCUCUAGAUCAGAGUGGGUUUGAUGGCCUUCCAACACAAUGAGCACAUUCUAGCCAGACAGGGAAAUCUAAGUUGCCCCCGAGAAGUGUCUAUCAACCCUUCUUCAGCUUUUUAAAAAUAUAUAUUCUAUGCUGCGUUUCAACCCAAGAGAAACUCAAUAUUUCAAUAUUUAUUCAAUACAGACUAAGUGAGCACCUACUAUGUGGCUGGCACCAGGGAAUACACAGUGGCCAAGAUAUAUGGUAUCUCUAGGUAUAAGUGAAAUUUGCCCUGUGGAAAUUUAGAGUCUGCUGGGGGAGAUGAAUGUGGACACGCAAAGACAUGUGGAUUUGAAACUGUGAAAAUGCUCUGAAGGAAAUAACAGGGUUUUAUGAAAGAGAACAUAGCAGGGAAUCUGAUCGAGAUCAAGAUGUCAGGAGGGCCUGGUUUGAGGAAGUGACAACAGAAGAGAGAAAGAAAAUCCAGGCCUCAGAAGGACCAGACUUUCUAAUGGCCUGAGGCAGUCAGCCCCUGGAAGCAUCGAUGAAGCUCCUACCUUGUGCCAGGAAAUCCUCUCAUGCUGGAGACAGCUGUGAAUAAGACAGACGUCCUGUUCAUAAAGAGUUGGAUGGAGAGGGAAGAAAAUGGGAACAGCAGACAAGAUAAUUUCAAUAUUGGCAAAUGCCAUGGAGAAGACAGUGUGGGAAUAUUGUAGAGACUGGCGUGGAGAAAAAGCAUCCGGCAUUCCUUAGGGUGACGGCCAAGGCCUUGCUGAAAGGAGGCUCUCUGGCUACGACCUGAAUGGUGAGGAAGAGGAAGCCAUGUGAAAUCUGAAGAAGGAACCUUUAAAGCAGAAGAAAUGGGAAGUUUAAAAGCCCUAAGACAGAACCUAGCCAGAGGCGCUGAGCACAUGAGUGUUGGGAACGUGGAAGAAAGAGGAAGUCCAGGGGUCAACUCUGUGCUGGAGUCUGAGAGCCACGAUCCUUCUUCCACAUGGAAGCAUUACGGGUUCUAAGCAGGACUGUCACAUAGUCUGGUUUACAUUCAACAUCACACGGACGGCCUGUGGGGAACACACCGCUGGGGACUUGCAGCUAGGCAGCCCUCCCAGUGACGAGGCUGUUGGUGUAGUCCCUGCUGUGAGAAGCAGAGUGUCAAGUUGCUUCCAUGCAGCUAGGGAGGCUUGGGAGCCCCCACCCCACUGAACCGUGGGAUGCACUGACAGUCUUGAAGUACUGGAGGAAUUCUAAGGAAAGGAGAAUGCAUGAAGAAUGGAAGAGUCAAGAAAUGUCAUGGAAAAAAAUAAUCCUUUGAGGGAAGUAAUGAUGUGUAAGAGAUGUGCAGGUGGAGGUCACUUCCAAGCAAAGAAACUAAGAAGCUUUUUCUUUUAAAACUACCCACUACUAGAAUGGACCUCCUAGCCCAUCUCGUGCUUCAUCCCCCUUGCUUCUUGGAAACCCUUUGGCUUCGGUGGAACCCUCCGGACCAUCCCACAGUUGACUGCACUUUCUCAGAGUAUGAACAUCCUCCUGCCAUCCUUAAUUCUCUUCUUUUUCGCUCUCCACACCUACUUCCCCAAUAUACGCAGUUCACAGGUACCUAUACCUCCAGUUCUUGCCCUCUCCAGAAUUCCUGUCCAGAAUUUUCUACUCUCAAUAACACAUUUUCACCCUGAAGACUUGCCUGUAUGUCUCGCUCAGCAUCUAACACUGAUCCUGUCAUUUCCCUGAGUCAGUUCAUCUUCCUGAUACUUCCUGGUCCAUGGCAUUGCCGUACUUCACGUGCAGACUCAGAGCCACAAGUUCACAUUGUCUCUUCGUCCUCCGUUACCUUCUUCCCUCAGAAUCAACAAUCACAUCACUGCUGAGUGUACUGCCACAAUGUCAUUCCCAGAAGCCCCUUCGAAACCUAUUACUUGGUGAAGACCCAACUGAGGGGCCUCCUAACUGCCUCUAGCUUCCUUCUCUCUGAGCUAUGCUGGCCUCUGCCAAAGUGGUCUCCCUGAGGCAUCACUUGGGUCAUAUUACCCUGGCCUAGGGUGAGUAGCCAGGGAACACUUUUAGGCUAUUCUAGAGAAUUAGAGACAAGUCACAGGAUCACUUUCCAGAGCAGUCUUGCACCAAACAACCUCUGUGCCCUGCAAUUGUUAUGUCCCUCUCUUACUCUCCUGCUGCCUCGUUUCUCUUGAACACAUCCCUAUUUUGGCUCCUGCAUCAUGGUUCAGCUUCCAGCCCCAACUUGACUCCUGGUAUAUUGCAUUUGUACUCCCCCCCAAGACUGCUUCCCUUUCUAAACUUUUUAAACUUUUUACUCUUUCCCUCGGUCAGACUCUAGGCUCCCUGGUUUAUCUCCAUUUCUCCAAUAUAGACUUCAAAAAGGUUGCUGUGUUUCUGCCUUGACAAUCAGGCAGAUGCCUUCAGAGAUGAUGGAGGUAGAAAAGGAGACCUAUUGCCCUCAGAUGAAGGGCGGCAUGUGGAACCCCCAAGGAUCACUAAACAUCUCAUGGCAUUUCCUUAUUUAUUCUCUGAACUCUCCAACAAAGAGCACAAAAGGGGAACCAAGAUAUAGAGAGCUGCUUGUCCCACCCAGAACCUUUCCUAUCUUUAGUUCCUCAAUGACCUGAUUACCAACACUAGUUCCAAAUACCAUCUCCUAUAGCUCAUGCCCUUCCUCCCAUAGACAUGAGACCUCUAGAAGCCCAGCCCAUCUGAUGACCCAUGGGUUAUGUACUAGUGUCCCCCAUGGUUCUCUAUCCUGAAUACCCUCUAGGCUCACAGGGGAGCUUUAAAAAAUACUGACAUUAAAGCGUCACCCAAGAUCCACUAAACAAGAAUCCCAGGGAUGGGAUCCAGGUAUCCAUCCGUAGGCUUUAAAAGCUUCCCAGAUGAUUCUGACAUGCAGUUAAAAUUGAGGAUUGUCGGGAUCCCUGGGUGGCUCAGCAGUUUAGCACCUGCCUUUGGCCCAGGGUGUGAUCCUGGGGUCCCAGGAUCGAGUCCCAUAUCAGACUCCUUGCAUCGAGCCUGCUUCUCCCUCUGCCUGUGUCUCUGCUUCUCUCCCUCUCUCUGUUCGCUCAUGAAUAAAUAAAUUAAAAUCUUUUUUUAAAAAAUUGAGGAUUGUUGUUCUAGAUGAAAAGGCUACCCUACAAUUCCAUUUUACAAUUCCAUUUUUCCUAUUGUUUUUCUAGGGACUCUCUAUUCUUUUCUCAUUUUUCUUUCUAUACUACCCCUCUCAGCUAAAAAGUUUUUCACAAUUUAUUGGCGAUCCCUGAAUAACAAAGGAGAAAGGAAAAAUGAUGUGUGGACUUUAUUUCUAUUUUUACAACAUUGACUUCUACCUUGAUCAUCAAUUCCUACAUUUCAUCUUUAUUUAUAGAGAAGUAGUAAACAGAUGACUGUAUUUUGUCUUCCUUCCUUUCCCAAAAGUCCUCUUCCAAAUUUGACAAACGAGAUUAAAUAUACAUCUUUGAUUAGGUAGAUCAGGGUAAGGAUUAUUUGUUUCUUUAACACCUUCCUUCUCUUGCAGGAAAUGUCUGUAUAAAAUAGCCAAUUACAAAAAUUAUGGAAAUGUAGGUAGUCUUCUAAAGGUAUAUGGUUGUUCCACCACUAGGACACAGCACAAACAUUCUAGAAAGGUGAGCAAUUAGACAAAUUGCCUACAGUGUAAACAUUAAAUGUAAACGUAAAACUGAGUGUUUUGAAUAUUAUUUAUGGCACACGAGGUAUGAAGCAAGUCUCUCAAGGAUAGAAUCUACAACAAGCACUCAGGUGACUCAACUGCUCUGAUUUAUGAUGUCCCCUAACUUUCAUCCUUCCACCUUUUCCAUAAAUAAGCUUCAAAAAUGCGUGUGUAUAUCAUAGUAUGUAUAACAGCUACCAUGUUUCACUCGAAUAUCAAUGUACUCAACUUAAGGCAUCAUAAAACAUUAUGGUUAUGGAAAGAAUGUCAAAGUGUUUUCUGGAAUUACCCACAAAGUAAAUGCCUUCCCUCUCGAAACUUAUGGCAUCCCUACUGGCCUAUUCUUUUAUAUCAGUGUGUGAUACACAAUGUUCUGUAUCAAGCACUUACAUUAUAAUCCCUUAUUUUCAAAAAAGGGUUCACAGCAAAACUGCUCACUGGGCUUAGGGAAAAUUUUUUUUUAAAGAUUUAUUUAUUUAUUUGAGAGAAAGAGAGAGAGAGCGCGUGAGAAGGGGGAGGAACAGAGGGAGAAGAAGGGAAAAGCAUGAAGCCCAUUCAGAGUUUGACCCCACAAUCCUCAGAUGAAGAUGCAACCUGAGCCUAAACCAAGAGCCCAGUGCUCAACCUCUCAACUGACCCAGACACCCAGGUGCCCCUUAAUUUAGAAAAGUUUUUUCUAGGAAACCUAACUUAAAGCUAAAUAAGAUUUCCUUUUGGAGUCCAGAUGUAUUUUGACAAAGUUCAGAUGUGUUUUUGACCCGAGUUGCUUCCACACAAACAUGAAAAUGAAGAUUUGGAGGUGGGUUUUUUUUUUUUUUUUAAGAUUCUAUUUAUUUAUUCAUGGAGACAUACAGAAAGAGGCAGAAACACAGGCAGAGGGAGAAGCAGUCUCCCUGUAGGGAGCCCAAUGUGGGACUCGAUCCCGGGCAUGCUCUGAGCCAAAGGCUGAUGCUUAACUGCUGAGCCACUCAGGUGCCCCUGAAGAUUUGGAGGUUGUCAGUUUAUAUGAUCAAACUGGAUAAAAUGGGCAGACCAUGCAGGUCACCAUUUGUUUAUACAAAAAUAAGAAUCUUUGCACAUGACAGGCUUUACCUCAUUUGAGUCUCUCGGUGCUAAGGGAAGUAUUCCCCAUUUAAACACUGAGGAAGCUCAGAUAUGGAGAGAUUGACCUACACAAGCACACAGUGAGCCUUAUGUUUUAUCAUUAAGAAGUAACUGCAUGCUACGGCUAAGAGCUCAAGCUCUGGAGUUAAAUCCAGGCUUUGAAAUUUAAAUCCAACUCCAGUACUUAUUCUGUGUGUUGGGCAAACUAAUUAACCCCCUAAGAUUCAGUGUUAUCCUCUAUACAUUAUCAGAGUUAAUGCAUAUACAGCCCUUUAGAACAGGCCUGGAACUUGGCUCAGGAUGAUUCCAUACUGAGUCUGGCUCAGUAUGAUUGGGAUUCUGAUGACAAUAGCAACAAGAAUAGAGACAGCUCUGUAAUAGCUACUUCCAUGCAAAGUAUUGGGCUAGACAUCAUAUGUGCAUUAUCACUUAUCUUUGUAACAAUCCUGAAAGGCAAGAAUGAAAACACACACACAUACACUCAAAAAGUUAGUAAAUUAUCUAAGUUCUGACAACUAAUAAGAGAUUGAGUUGACUCUGAUUCCCUGCUUUGCCAGUGGUUCUCAUUUAUGGCUCUGUCAAGCUUUGGGCUUACGUGGAGAAACUGAUGGUCCGAAUCAACCGGAGUAGCCCUGUUUCUGAAGACAUUGUACAGUAGGCUUUAGCAGAGAUUUUUCUUUGAAAAAAAAAAACCCAUUACUAUAGAGAAGUUUGAAAAGCACUGUACUAUGCUAAUCACACAUGACUCUUACAGUCAGAUACAGGUUCUGAGUUGCUUUCAUACAAGAAAAUGACUUCCACAACAUAGGAAUCCUCCAGAACAUACCAUCCUAAAAACUCAGCUUAGUGCCACUUGUCCCACUGACAGGAAUAAUGGCAAGAGUUCCUUUGCAGCCUCUGAGUAAUUGUUUGGGGAAUCUUUUUGUUCUAUCAUCAAGUUCCAAGAUCCUGAAUUCUCUUUCUUUGACAGUUAACUCUAUUAAAGUUGACUAUAUUCAGGAGAACCCAGAUCACAUAUUUGAAAAACAGGAGAUCAUCGCAAUAUUUGUCGAAAGUUAAAAAGAGCAAACUCUUUAAUUCUGAAACCCAACUCAGGGUUGGAGUCAUUUUGUUUCAAUGAAAAAGAUGGAAAAGGUAAAACCAUACUACCUGUUUAUUUUCAAAUUUAGAAAUUGGCAAAGGAACUAUUUAUCCUCUUGUAUAUCAAAAGACUUGGGUCACUUCCCUGUAUUAAUUACAUUCUAUCCAGAUUCCAUUUCAAUAUUCAAAGCCAAAGCUUUGAAUUGAGAAGACUGACUUGAGAUACAAUAUUGGGAACUCAAGUCACAUACUUUCCUUGGUUUUGUUAUGCAUGAGUGAAGACCCAGUUUGCAUGAUGAAGACAAAAACCUUGAAGACUGCUUUGAAUUACAGCGUAUGCAUAGGCUGUGUAGAUUUGUCUAAGAAAAUGUUUUUUUUUUUUUUGUUCACAAAUAAACAUUUCCCAGAAAAGUG